GGGCGCACGGGCGCACGAGCGGACGGGAGGACGGGCGAGCGCAGCGCCGAGGCCCGGCCAUGGCCACCACCAGCACCACGGGCUCCACCCUGCUGCAGCCUCUCAGCAACGUCGUGCAGCUGCCCAUCGAUCAGGUCAACUUUGUAGUGUGCCAACUCUUUGCCUUGUUAGCAGCCGUUUGGUUUCGAACUUACCUACAUUCAAGCAAAACUAGCUCUUUUAUCAGACACGUAGUUGCUACCCUUUUGGGCCUUUAUCUUGCAUUUUUUUGCUUUGGAUGGUAUGCCUUACACUUCCUUGUACAAAGUGGGAUUUCCUACUGCAUCAUGAUCAUAGCUGGAGUGGAGAGCAUGCAUCAAUGUUGUUUUCUGUUUGCUUUGGGAUACCUCACAGUGUGUCAGAUUACUAGAGUCUAUAUCUUUGAUUAUGGACAAUAUUCCGCUGAUUUUUCAGGCCCAAUGAUGAUCAUUACGCAGAAGAUCACUAGUCUGGCUUUCGAGAUUCAUGACGGGAUGUUUCGGAAGGAUGAAGAACUGACUCCCUCGCAGAGGGGAUUAGCUGUGAGGCGCAUGCCAAGUCUCCUAGAGUAUGUAAGUUAUACCUGCAACUUCAUGGGUAUCCUGGCAGGCCCUCUCUGCUCUUACAAAGACUACAUUACUUUCAUUGAAGGCAGGCCAUCCCACAUGUCACAGGCCAGUGAAAAUGGAAAAGAAGAGCAGCAGCAUGAAAGAGCAGACCCGUCUCCAAACGCAGCAGUUACGGAGAAGCUCCUAGUCUGCGGACUCUCUUUAUUAUUUCACUUGACCAUUUCCAACCUGCUGCCUGUGGAGUACAACAUCGACGAGCAUUUCCAAGCCACCGCAUCGUGGCCAGCCAAAGCCACCUAUCUGUACAUCUCUCUUUUGGCUGCCAGACCUAAGUACUAUUUUGCAUGGACCUUAGCUGAUGCCAUUAACAACGCGGCAGGCUUCGGUUUCAGAGGCUACGACAGGAAUGGAGUGGCUCGUUGGGACUUGAUUUCCAAUCUGAGAAUUCAGCAAAUAGAGAUGUCAACAAGUUUUAAGAUGUUUCUCGAUAAUUGGAAUAUCCAGACAGCUCUUUGGCUCAAAAGGGUGUGUUAUGAACGAGCGACCUUCAGUCCGACAACCCAGACAUUCUUUCUUUCCGCCGUUUGGCACGGGGUCUACCCAGGAUACUACCUGACGUUUCUGACAGGAGUGUUAAUGACGUUAGCAGCGCGGGCUGUGAGAAGUAACUUCAGACAUUAUUUCAUUGAACCCCCUCAGCUGAAGUUGUUCUAUGACAUCCUCACGUGGGCAGCGACACAGAUAACCAUCAGUUACACGGUUGUCCCCUUUGUGCUUCUCUCUAUAAAACCGUCGUUCACGUUUUACAGCUCCUGGUAUUACAGCCUUCACAUCUGCAGCAUCUUAGUGCUGCUCUUGCUGCCUGUGAAGAAGUCUCAAAGAGGAAGGAGCACACCGGAAAACGUUCAGCUCUCAUGGGCCAAAAAGUUUGACGAAAGAGAAAGUUCUCUGGGACAGAACAGCUUUUCCACGACAAACAAUGUUUGCAGUCAGAACCAAGACACUGCCUCUAGACACUCGUCACUGACGCAGUGACUGGGGGAGCGCGUGACGGCGGUUUCCCGUCUGUGAACAGAAAAACCAGUCUUGACGCCUUUCCAGAGACUAACUGGGUGGAAAUGGGACAGUCUCAGUUAGGGGAUUUCCUGUACACCAGAUUGGAAAUGGAAUGAAAUAACCCUCCCCAUGCCAUGUUCCUGUGGGUCACGCCUUAUACAAAAUCUUUCCGUAUUUCAAUAGGGCACUCUGACCUCAGCAUAUGCCCUCAAGGUCAUAUGUGUGCCCUGUUGCUGAAUGUACAUUGCGUAUCCCAAGGCACCGAAGAGGUGGAAAAAUGAUCAUGUCAAUCCGGAUGAUUGACAGGUUAAAUUUUUCCAAAUGAAUGUCUUGCCUUAAACCUCCUGUUUCCUACAAUGUUGUUCCUGGAUGGUAUUUUCCAGGUGAGGAGACAAUUUCAAUAUCUGAUGUGGUGUGCUGCAUAGCGGGAUGGAGGAGGAUUUUUAAACCGGAUAUUUAAGAUUGUGGGUACUUGAAAAAUGCAAUAAACAUCUCAGUAUUUGAAGGGUUUCUUAAGGUAGCUCAGAGGACUGCACACAUUAGGAGAGUCAACAGUCAGGGCUGUCAAAUUACAGGUAGCUUGUUUUGCUGGGAGCUUAAUCACCUGGUGUCGGUUAGGAGGCCCUUUCAGGAGGACGUUCUAAAACGUU
Molecule: messenger RNA, 2293 nt
Organism: Peromyscus eremicus (cactus mouse)
Lineage: Eukaryota; Metazoa; Chordata; Mammalia; Rodentia; Cricetidae
Gene: Mboat2
Product: membrane bound O-acyltransferase domain containing 2
Exons: 13
Coding region: 60-1622 (520 amino acids)
Biological process (GO): lipid modification
Cellular component (GO): membrane
Molecular function (GO): acyltransferase activity
Source: RefSeq, a predicted model, not a curated record